AUGUCGCUCGAACUCCUCGAUGAAGACACCCCUCGCGUCCGCUCGUACGUUCAAUACGAUGAACACGGUCGCGCGCGCUUAGACGCCGAGAUCGAGAGUCGAGCGCGCGGACACCGCGCCGAUUUGACCGCAACGAAGCGCGAGAAGAAACAUAAACCGUUGCGAGUCAUUCUUGACAUCGACUCCGUGCGCGGUCUAUCCACGUCGAAGAAGCGAGCGACGGUGUCGUGCGCGCUCGCGCCUGGUCCGCGAGCACGCGCGAGCGAGCACGGAUUCGCCUCGCACGAAUGCGCGCCGGUACAGUACGCGUACGAGAGGCAACGGCAACAGGCGACGACGAGCGGACGAGCGUCGUUGCGAGACGAGACGGACAUCAAGGCGACGUUUUCUUUCUACGUCACGCAGGCGUCGGUGGACGACGUGAUUACGAUUGAGGUUCGAGAGGGAUUGGAGAGUCCGAGGGGUAAGCUCGGGAACGCGAAGGCGACGUGUGAGAUUCCCGUGCGCGCGCUCACGCCGAAUCGAGAGCCACCGGUUUGGACGGCGACGACGGACGUCGCGCGCGUUCCCGAGCGAUACGGUGAGUUUAGAUACGCCAUGUAUUUCGAUCACGAGCGAGAGGGGGUGUUGCACGUCCUCGUCUCGGGGUCUACUGGGAUCAAGGCGAGCGACAUGUCCGGGCAGUCCGACCCGUACGUUCGUGCCAAGUUGGUUAGAGUGAACGAAUCUGCGGCGGUGAAAAAGGCGUUCGAGCUGGCGGCGUAUGAUCAAGGGUUAAAACUUCGUGCGGCGAAAAGUUCGCAUCAAACGUCGGUGCAAAAGCAGACGCUUGAUCCGGUGUGGGACGAAGAGUUUGAGUUCGAGCGCGUAGACAGAAAUUCCGAAUCGUACGUAUUAUUCAGACUGUACGACCGCGAUCUCGUGGGAGAGGACGACGAGCUCGGUCAAUACGCCGUGCGCGUCAGAGAUUUAAAAGCGGCGAGAUCGACCGACCCCGGCGCGCAGAUCAAGACGGUGCAGUGGCGCAACGCAUCCCAUAACAAGCUUGAAUGCGUCGGCAAGUUGAACAUUGUGGCGUACUGGGAAGAUGCAGAGCGAACUGAUUUACGAGUAAACAUGAAGCGAGCGGUCGGCCUUCCGUCGUGUGAUCCAUUUGGCUCGAGCAACUCGUAUAUCACUGUCGAAAUGACGGGCAAUUACGAACCAGAGAGGCAUCGAACGUCCAUUUGCAGGGGAACGACAUCUCCAGAGUGGGAACAUUGGAUGUCAUUUCUCUCGACAAGUCGACAGCAGUGUCGGAAUCUCAAUGAAGAGACGCUCACUUUGCGGGUGUAUGUUUUAGAUUCAAAGACAGAGAAGUCUAAGUUCUUAGGAAAAUCACAACUGCCCUUGCGCAGAGUGCUCACCAAGGCGAAGGGUGGGGCGAAGAUGUCCUUUUGGCUACCUCUUGUCGAGGAGAACACAGCCGUCAACGUCGUAGAUAUACGGCUGAGCGCAUAUCUAGAGAGCGACAGCCCGGCGAGAAGACCGACCGAUCAUCCUGUUUCGUUACGCGACCAGAAAAACUAUGACGCAACGUACGCACGAGGACUCAGACUCGUUCAGGAACGCGAAAAGAGCAUUGCUGCUCGCGAACUCGAAGAAGAGCUUGCCUACUACUCGCAACUCUCGAAGACGAUCGAGAUACGGCUUCGAGAGUUCAAGUGGCCGGAGUAUCUCAUACCAGCGUAUUCGAAAGCGUACGCCGCGUGUUGCAACAAUCCAGAGCUCCUACCGCCGCCUCCAGAUGGUAUGGAAUUGCCCAACGAUAUUGUUCGCAUUUUCACCGCUGCCGCUUUUGCGCGAGUGAAGCGAGAGUCUUCUACGCACCGUUCUUAG
This is a messenger RNA of Ostreococcus tauri, 1878 nucleotides long. Its product is annotated as C2 calcium-dependent membrane targeting. The coding region runs from base 1 to 1878 and encodes 625 amino acids. The record is from RefSeq and is a predicted model, not a curated record. Gene Ontology annotation, molecular function: calcium ion binding. Lineage: Eukaryota; Viridiplantae; Chlorophyta; Mamiellophyceae; Mamiellales; Bathycoccaceae. The transcript has a single exon.